This is a messenger RNA of Saccostrea cuccullata (small rock oyster), 2484 nucleotides long. RefSeq lists its product as uncharacterized. The record is from RefSeq and is a predicted model, not a curated record. Bases 1 to 2484 code for a protein of 827 amino acids. Gene Ontology annotation, molecular function: zinc ion binding. The transcript has 3 exons. NCBI's taxonomy places the organism in Eukaryota, Metazoa, Mollusca, Bivalvia, Ostreida, Ostreidae.
AUGGAUGGCUCUCUCAUCCCGAAUACAGCACAACACUACGUAGAGUGUGGUACAUAUGCGUGUAGACGAUACUCGAAAUUUUACUGCAAGACAUGUCAUCAAAGGAGAUGUGAGCAGUGCACAAUAGAGCACCUGAAGGAUCCGAGGAAAAGGAAUCAUGAAGUAGUUCUCUACCAGGAUAGACUGAAUUUUCUACCGGAAGAUAAUAAUCAGUUCAAUGUUAAGACACAUCAAGCCAACAGAUCCUUAGCAGCAUUGGAAAACUCGGACAUCCCUGAUACUGCACAACACUACGUAGAGUGUGACUCAUAUGGAUGCUCAGGGCACUUAAAAUUUUAUUGCAGAACAUGCUACCAGGGAAUGUGCGAGCAAUGUAAAUAUGAGCAUUUGAAGGAGCCUUUGGGAAUUAAUCAUGACAUUGUUCUAUACCAGCACAGGAGGAAUCAGAGGUCCCUUGCAUCAGACGCCAUAUAUAUUGAACUGUGUCGUAAGAUAGGAACACAGACGGAAGUGACAGUCAGGAGGGGUGUGCAGUAUCUUUCAGAGAUGAUACAAAAACCAUUGGAGGAAUCUAAAGCUAAUGGAUGGAGAAGUAUUAGAACAGGUGGCCGUAAGGAUGGAUUCGAGAUUGACUUUUCUGAUAAAGUGAGUUCUAUGCGCUGGCAAUGUAACCAUUACGUGAUAUGUGACUUUUCACAGGCCCAAUCGUAUAAUCUACCCAGAGAUACGCUUAUUUAUAUGCAUACCUCUCAUACACCACCAGGAUUUGCCAAAUUAGAACUCCUCACGGAAUCUCGAUCUAGAUUUGUUAUUUCUUCACUUGUCAACGCGAACAAUGCUGUUUACAUUUCCACGUCUUUAUUUAAGAAGGCCUUUUUUGAUUGUUUAAAAAACUCAAAGCAUCAUUUCAAAAAUUUAUCCAUACACGAAGCAGGCCUAAUUUUUUAUUUUACAUUUACUAUUGAUUUGUACAGAGUUGAAAGCUUUUAUUCACGCCAUUGGCCUUCCGUUGCUUCACUUUGGUUUGAUCGAAGUUUAACUAAGGUGUGGCCAUCACGAAUUGUAUGUCAAUCUAUUUUAAAAGAAGGAUUUCACCUUGUCCCUAUCGGAAGCAAUCUAUCAGUGGGUUCUAACGACCUAGAAUGGAGAAUUUCAUUUUCAAAAGCAGAGGAAAAACUUACGUAUUCUUUAAACCAUGUCCAAUUUAUUUGCUAUGGAUUACUGAAAAUAUUUCUUAAAGAGAUAAUCUGUGACAAAUUACUGUGUUCCUAUUUCAUGAAAACAAUUUUAUUUUGGAAGAUACAAAACAACCCGUCAGAUUCAUGGACUCCGUCUUCUCUACUGAAGAAUUUCUGGAAUUGUUACAAAUGUUUGAUGCAUAGUAUUUAUAGUGAGAAUUUGCCAAAUUUCUUUAUACCUGAAAACAAUAUGCUUGCAAUGCAAAUAAGAGGGCCAAACAAGUUGACACUUUUCCAGAAACUAGAACAUUUUUACAAGAUGGGGGUUUCAUGUCUUCUUUACAGCCCAUAUCUUAGAGAAAUACUUAACUCUGCCUUCAGCAAUCCUUUGCUAAUGGUACGGAUAGAGGAAUGUUACAUAAAGUCAGAGACAGAUCUUGAUAUUGCUCUUUUCAUGGAAAUUGAUUCAGUUUCAAAUUUAGAAAAUAAAGUUGACGAAUUUCGGGAGAAUAUGAUGAAAUGGAACACAAUAGAUAUGCUUUAUGAAAAUUGCGGAAAUUUUAUUUUACAGAAAUUCUUGUCAGACGCCCUCAUUUCAACUGCAAUGUCACUGAAGCUUGAAAACUCAUAUGGUACAAAUAGAAAACGCAGUUAUAAGGUUGAUAGAACAAUUAUUCAUUUAUUUGACUUUGCCUCCAAAAUAGGUUAUAUCUCCGACAUUCUUUAUCUAGCAUUGUAUUUGUAUGAUAAAGGUAGAUAUAACAAAGCCUUAAACGUUGCAGAAAUUGCGAAACGGCGGCUUACACAAGGCCAUGUCAUGUAUAACGGAAAAGUGGACCGAAAAAUUUACAGUUAUGUAGUUUGUGGCAAAUCUCUAUCAACAAAGUUAAGGAAGCAUUGGGCAAGAGACAUUUCAAUUAAUGUAGAGUUACCCUACAUAGAUGAACUGAAAUUAGAGCAGCAAAUCUGUCUGAUGAACGAAAUAAACACCAUCAAGUUACCCCCAUUAGUGACGUCACAUAUGUUAUGUGUGUUAUGUCACUACAGACUACGUAAUAGGUCAAAGUACCUAGAGUCCCUGACAGAUCUCCAUACCUUGUUGGUCUGCGACAAAGGUGUAUAUGUUCCUGUACAAUUAAGAGAUAUUUCUUGGCAGAUCUUGGGAAUCUGUCAGAAUCUUGUGGGGGAUUUCGAAAGAGCGCUUAACUCCUAUAUGGAAUCAAUUGAACAAAAUCAACACCACAAAAUCAAGAAAGCUUCCGAGAUUAGAAUAGAUGAGGUAUGCAGUCAAUUAAACUCGCAGUAA